Messenger RNA from Achroia grisella, 3457 nucleotides. It is a transcript of the gene esn, whose product is annotated as protein prickle-like. The transcript is spliced from 8 exons. Gene Ontology annotation, molecular function: zinc ion binding. Bases 608 to 2719 code for a protein of 703 amino acids. The record is from RefSeq and is a predicted model, not a curated record. NCBI's taxonomy places the organism in Eukaryota, Metazoa, Arthropoda, Insecta, Lepidoptera, Pyralidae.
CCCGUUUCUGUACCACGUGUUGCGCAUGCGCAUGUAGCCUGCGCACUUUACUGGCCAAUUUAAAAAGGUACUGUCAAAAUCGGGAGUGAAAGAUUCCGCCCGUCACCAACUCAUUCGCCGCGUGUGAAUUCGUUACCGCAUCCAGUUCGCAAAUAGAAUGUGCAGUGUGAGUGUGAGUGAGUGAAAAAAUACGCAUGAAAACAGUGAGUGCAGUUUAAAUGAGGGCUGCAGGGCUGGUGCAGCGGAUGAAGAGAUAAAUCUUGGUGCGUUGACCGGGUGCAGGUUCGACGGCCGUGCUUGUAUUUGUGUCGUUGCGUAUAAACGGUACACUUCGGGUCAUUAGAUACUACGGUUUUCUCCAAGACGCCAACCGACCGAUAUGCGAAGUCUUUCUCUGGAUAGUUACACUAAGAAACCGAGAGAAUACUCAAUUUGGACGGGUUAUCACAAAUGAUCAGUGGGACUAUUGUUAAAAACUAAAGGAAAGUGCAAUCAGUGAUAAAAAAAUUAACAAAGUGCCCAAUAAAGUGUAACGCCAAAGUGAUGUUAAAGUGCUAAAAGUGUGGAAGUGAGGCCCUAACCGUGAUGAUGUGAUUGUGAUGUGAUAAUGAAACGGAGCAAGUCGUACACGUGGCUGUCGGGUCUGCUGAAGAUGAAGUCGGAGGAGCAGGACGAGGAGUGGGGCGCCGUCCCCUGGGUCCGCGCCGAGGUGCUGCAUGACAGGCCCGUCUGCAGAAACUGUGUCGUGUCACCCACUGGCUCCUCCCCACCGCCACUCCACGAGCAGACGUCAUCACCACCGCCUCCAGCGCCAUCAUCACCGAUCAACUCUUCAAGACUCUUGCCCUCCCUUCCAUCACCACAACCGAGCCACAGCGGCUCCUCAGUACCUAGCCAAUCGAAUUCCCCCCACCCGUACUCAUACCCAAACUUUCGGAGACACCAACCAGCUCAGAAUCAAACUUACCCAGAGUAUAACCUUCUGCACAGUCACAGCGUGUCACAAAUCAACCAGCCCGGUCACAAUCAUCAAUCUCCACAAUCUCCCCAAUCAGCCAUGUCGUUAUCACCCCAUCCCGUUCCCCAGGGGAAGUUCAGGGGGUUGUUGGAGCAUGCUGAGAGAUUGAUGAAGCCUGGCGAUCCCCACAGACAUUCACAGUCUGAUGAUGACUCAGGGUGUGCUUUGGAGGAGUAUACUUGGGUCCCGCCUGGAUUAAGACCAGAACAAGUGCACCUGUACUUCUCGGCUCUCCCAGAAGACAAGGUUCCGUACGUGAACAGCGUCGGUGAACGGUACCGACUCAAGCAGCUGUUACAGCAGUUGCCACCGCAAGACAACGAGGUUCGGUACUGCCACGCGCUUUCAGACGAGGAAAGAAAGGAGCUGAGGUUGUUCAGCGCGCAGCGUAAGCGGGAUGCCUUAGGCCGGGGACAGGCGAGGCAGCUUCACGCGCCGGCGCCGUGUGAGAGGUGCGAGGAGUCCAUGUCAGCAGGAGACAUGUGCGUGUCAGCGGCAAGAGCUGGACCUUCGGCGCGCUGGCACCCCGCCUGCUUCGUCUGCUCCACCUGCCAAGAACUACUGGUCGACCUGGUCUACUUCUGGAAGGACGGGCUGUUGUACUGCGGCCGCCAUCACGCUGAGAAGAUGAAGCCCAGGUGUUCAGCUUGUGAUGAGAUCAUCCUAGCAGACGAGUGCACAGAAGCGGAAGGACGAGCGUGGCAUAUGAAACAUUUCGCCUGCGCGGAGUGUUCAAGACAACUCGGCGGGCAAAGGUAUAUCAUGAGAGAAGCCCGGCCUUACUGCUUGCCUUGCUUCGAUAACUGCUUCGCGGAGUACUGCGACGCCUGCGGAGAACCAGUGGGUGUGGAUCAAGGCCAAAUGUCACAUGAAGGACAACACUGGCACGCAACUGAGAGAUGCUUUGCCUGCCAUACGUGCAGAGCGAGUUUACUGGGUCGCCCAUUCUUACCACGCAAAGGGGCUAUCUAUUGUUCCAUAGCGUGUUCAAAAGGUGAGCCACCGACGCCUUCCGAUUCUUCAGGUCCUGGACCUCGACCGCCAAGAGUGCCUCGACCGAGAAGAGCGCCUUCUCCGAAGUCGCCUCCACGAACGCCACAAAGAGGUCCUUCACCUCAACAUAUAGAUGCAGAUUCCGAGCCAAGUGUCUCCCUAUGUCCAGAAUCCCCUCCGCCUCAUCCCCCGCCACCGCCACAUGCUUGCCUUAGCCUAGACAGAGCGUUGGCAGAUCUAAGAUUAGAACAGUCCAUGACUGAACACCAAAUACAACCUACGCCUACUUCUGAAGAUCAUGUAGAAGAAGAAUCGCCUGAGGAUUGGAAGCCGCCGCAUCCUGUCGAAGCUCAAGCGGUAGUUACUCCGGGGCAUUCUUCAUCAAUGCCGGAGUUAACGUUAGUUGAUGGAAAGAAAUCUGCGAGGAAACCUAGAGGCGGGAGAACGGUUCGGUUUUGCGGUGACGACAACGAAGCAUUCGAACCUGACGAGCCUGUAAGAAGACAGAAGGUGAGAGACGACGACGCGAGCAGCUACUGCAGCACAUGUUCUUCCUCGUCCUCGUCAGCAGAGUCCUAUACACUACCGACUAGGAGAGCAUACGGCGGCGUUAGGAUAUCAUACAUUCCCAACGACGUGGUCGCGUGUGCGAAACGUGAACGACAGAGGAAGAAUGCUCAAAACGACAAGAACUGUAUCAUCUCGUGAUCUUGGGUUCUUAUAGUGCCUCAAAGUCCCUCCUAGUGACACAACCUCCGAUACGAAGACUGACUCAAGUAGUUUAGCCACUGAUCGCCAUAGUAUUGUAAGAAAUGUUAGUGAAAAACGAAUUGUCUUCCUUUAUGAUAUCCCAUUAUCUUCGCCGAAUGGUGCACUACAAAAAAGGGUGUAAGUAACAAAUAAUAUUUAUGUAAUAAAACCAGGUGUGCGGCGGCAUGCGAUCGCAGCAUGACAGUAAUCGUGUUGUGACGUCCACACGAGCGUAAUGCAUUCCCUAUCUAUAUAAAAGACUUACCUUAUGAAUAGAGAUUUCGACAAAUUUAUAUCCGAACGCAUAAUUUGUAGUUAAUCGUUUCUAAAUGUGACGUUCCAUUCAUACAAUUCCACACCUUUUCACGUCACACGGAAGGGUUGAAUCAUCGCACCGCUGUUUUUUCUUUGUAAAAGUGUUGUUGAGGCCUAAGUUAGUGAUCUGAUAUUGUAAGUACAUCAGCUUUAACUUAUCCGGGAGUUUAAUAUAUAAAUUAUUAAUCGACAUGUUUAAAAAAAAAAUACCAUAUCUUAUUCAUUAAAUGAUUAAUUUAAAACAUAUCCCACUUUGCCACUUAGAUUAGUGCUAACUGUAAGUUAUUUAAGUGUAAGUUAAGUUAACGUUUUGUAAAUGUAAAACGAAAUAUAAGUACAAAGAGGCGAUGUAUUAUUUUUUAAUUCACCUAUUUUGAAAAA